GGAGAGAGAGGUGGUAUAUAAGAAUAUAGUAAUAUAAACCAACAAGAAAAAAGAAAAGGAAGAUAUGGGAGGGGAAGGGGGAUUCGAGAGGUCGGUUCCUCCGCACAACCCAUAUGACCCGGGUGCGGUGCCGACGACUACCAGAAUGAUAACGACGACAACAGCAUCAUCGUCAUCGACAUCAACCCCCAGCUCCCCCAACAUUAACAUUAACAUUAACAAUACUUUUGCCGACUCCGCAAUCGACAUGGACUGUUCUCAAACGCCAGACACGACGGCAACAACAACGACAAUGCCAAUGCCAACACAAAUGAAAGCAAUAACACCUUCACCUCAAAAAUCAACAAUAACAAUAACAAUACCAAUUGUCACAGAACGCCUGAUGCGCCUUGCCUGUUUGAUAGCUGAUUUAAAUUCCAGUUCUGGCAACGGCAAAAAUGACAAUGACACCGAUAAUAAAAGUAGUGGCAAGAAGAAAAAUAACCAAACACAUCCCCACAUGCCAUCGUUGCGAUCAUUGUCGCAGCAGAAAUUAAUCGCUAUCAAUCGACGCCUAGAUGGUAUCGAGGGGCUCCUGCUGGAUCUCCAGGGUGACGACGAGAUUGGGAUCGACGGAGCAGACGAAGGGAAAGAAGAAAAUGGGGAUGAGGAAAAUGAGGAAAUCGAGGAUGACAAGGAAGGCGGCGCUGGGAAAUCAAUAACCAAGUUGUCCGCGUCCGGUGCCUCCGCCAGUAUAGGGAACGAACUUGCAAAUACCAGCCCCACAGCAUCAACUAUACAUGUAUCACUACCAGCAUCACCACUGUCAUUGCUAUCGUCGAAUCAACUCGCUCCGCCACAGUUGGUUCCCAAACGGGAACCGCCGGAAAUUGAAUUCCAAGCAAAUGGCAAGGACAAGAGUCAGAGGCAAGUCGACCAUCGCGAGCUGGAAGUUUUAAUGCGGGACUUGCAACGCGUUACGAGGUGUCUUGAGCAGCGACGCACUGAAUGUCUUCAUCUGAACGCUGUGUUCACGGUGAAAUGCGAAAAGCUCGCGCAGCGGAUUCUGGAGAUGGAGGACGAGAUUGAUGAGCUGUAA
Histoplasma capsulatum G186AR is the source of this 1078-nucleotide messenger RNA. RefSeq lists its product as uncharacterized. The record is from RefSeq and is a predicted model, not a curated record. Bases 65 to 1078 code for a protein of 337 amino acids. The transcript has a single exon. NCBI's taxonomy places the organism in Eukaryota, Fungi, Ascomycota, Eurotiomycetes, Onygenales, Ajellomycetaceae.